Molecule: messenger RNA, 6056 nt
Organism: Balaenoptera musculus (blue whale)
Lineage: Eukaryota; Metazoa; Chordata; Mammalia; Artiodactyla; Balaenopteridae
Gene: NUP50
Product: nucleoporin 50
Exons: 8
Coding region: 1313-2722 (469 amino acids)
Biological process (GO): protein import into nucleus
Cellular component (GO): nuclear pore
Source: RefSeq, a predicted model, not a curated record
GCAUGUGGGAUCUUCCCCGACCAGGGCUCGACCCCGUGUCCCCUGCACUGGCAGGCGGAUUCUUAACCACUGCGCCACCAGGUAAGUCCCAGAAUGUUCCUUUUCUGAAGCAACUUUCCUGAUGAGUUAAUAAUGGGUCAAAUUCCCAGUGUCCUAUUAACCGUUAGGCAAGGAGAGUUAAAGUUGAACCGCUUUGUACAACUUAAUCUAUUACUGUACGUGGUAUUUGAGACGCUAUACUGUAGUACUCAAAAGCACACGAACACAAAUCCUGACACUGGACACGUGUAUUAGUCCCCCAGUUUAAAAAUAUGUUUGCAGACUUCAUCUUCGUUGAUCCUGACUAGGUGUGCAAAUGGCAAGUUACUUGGCCUCUAGGGGACCCACCGCGGAAAGCAAAUACAAGGUGGCCGUGGAACGGCGGACGGGUCCGGUUUUCUCAUCCACGCCCGCGGCCGUCCCUCCCGGCUCCGCAAUCCCAGGCCUUCCGAGCAUCCGCAGCCGGCGCGUCGCGGGCCCCCGGCGCCGAGGUCCCGACGUGACGCUACCCGAAUUCACUCACGUCUCUGGGAGUCACGGCCUAUCUCUCCUCAGCCCUCCAGCACCAUACACGGCCACCACGAGCCCCGGCCACGCUGCCUGACUGACCCCGCUCUCCCGGGCGCCUCGCGACUCCCAGCCGCGCCCACCACCAGCAGCGACCGGCGCACGGACGUCUCAAACGCCUACGGCCGCCGGCACGUGACCAACGCGCGCUAACCCCGGGCUGCCGGCGCCGAUUGCCCUAGAGGCCGGCGCGUGGAGUGCGCGCAUGCGCGUGCACAUGCGUGAGCAGGGAGAGCUCCGGCGGCCGCUUCAAAGCAGUUGGGCGCAUGCGCCGCGUGACGCCCCGCUGCCGCCGUAGGAGGAGCUGCAAACCAAGGCUCCGGCGCACUUGCGUAGUAGCUGGACGCGGGCGUUUCUUUCCUCCCUUUUUUUCGAAUUGGUCGUGAGGGGUAGAUUCGAGUUACAAAAUGGCGGCGUGGCGCGUGUGGGCCGCCGUUCUCCCAAAGGUCUCCUCCUGAACGGACGAUUCUCCCCCUCACUGCCCAACGCAGAGAGACGAGGUCCCCGAGGGACAUGGUGUUUGAGACUCAGGGCUUGCCGACCACCGAAUCCUUCGAGUCUCUCAGCGCACCGGAAGCGACCGGGCGCCGCUUCAGACCCGAGCGCCGCGGCCGCGACCUCGCACCUGCCCGCCUCUACGCACCCGGGCUUCGCCGCACCCACAACCUAGCGAGGGCCGCGGCUGCCGCCGGCGAGGUUCGAAAAAAUGGCCAAAAGAAUUGCCGAGAAGGAAUUGACGGAUAGGAAUUGGGAUCAAGAAGAUGAAGCAGAAGAGGUGGGAACAUUCUCCGUGGCCAGUGAGGAAGUCUUGAAGAAUAGAGCCAUAAAGAGAGCAAAGCGUAGAAAUGUUGGAUUUGAAUCUGAUAGUGGAGGGGCCUUUAAAGAUUUUAAAGGCUUGGUUGUACCUUCUGGAGGAGGAGGGUUUUCUGGAUUUGGUAAUGGUGCUGGAGGGAAGCCUUUGGAAGGACUGUCAAACGGAAACAGCAUAACUAGUGCCCCGCCCUUCUCCAGUGCAAGGACAGCAACCGAGACCAAGGCCACCUUCGGGUCUGUUGCUGUAAACGGCCCUACCUCCUUGGUCGAUAAAAAGAUUUCAAAUCCCAAAACUAAUGGCGACGGUCAGCAGCCUGCCUCCUCUGGCCUUACCUCCAGUGCCGCCCGCCACAGGAGUGCCUAUCAUAAGCAGCUGGCGGCCUUAAACUGCUCUGUUCGGGAUUGGAUCGUGAAGCACGUGAAUACAAACCCGCUCUGUGAUCUGACACCUAUCUUUAAAGACUAUGAGAAAUACUUAGCAAGCAUCGAACAGCAACAUGGGAACAGUGGCAGCAGUAAUUCUGAAGGUGAAACCAACAAAAUAUCAGUUGAAACACAGCCUCCUUCCCUGUUUGGUUCAACAGAAUUACAGCAAGAGUCAACAUUUUUGUUUCAUGGCAACAAAACUGAGGAUACAUCUGAAGAGAAGGUGGAGGCUGUGUCUGAAAAGAACAAGGACCCGUCACUAGGAGCAACAAGUGCCUCAUUUAAUUUCGGCAAGAAAAUUGAUAGUUCUGUUUUGGGCUCCUUAAACUCUGGCCCCUUGACUGGAUUUUCAUUUUCUUCUGGAAACUCCAGUUUAUUUGGCAAAGAUAUUGCCCAGAGUAAACCAGUUUCUUCACCAUUUUCCGCUAAAACGUUGGCGAGCCGAGCAGAAGGUGGCGGUAACGACUGCAAAGGUGGAGAUGAAGAAGAGAAUGAUGAGCCACCCAAAGUAGUAGUUACUGAAGUAAAAGAAGAAGAUGCUUUUUACUCCAAAAAGUGUAAACUAUUUUACAAGAAAGACAAUGAAUUUAAAGAGAAGGGUGUAGGCACUCUGCAUUUAAAACCUACAGCUAAUCAGAAGACUCAGCUUUUAGUGCGGGCAGACACCAAUUUAGGCAACAUACUGCUCAACGUUCUCAUUCCUCCCAACAUGCCGUGUACUCGCAUCGGGAGAAACAAUGUGCUUAUUGUCUGCGUCCCAAACCCACCCACUGAUGAGAAGAACGCCACCACCCCGGUCACCAUGUUGAUUCGGGUCAAAACAAGCGAGGAUGCGGAUGAGCUGCACACGAUUUUACAGGAGAAAAAGGAUGCCUGAGCGCACUUCGGCGGAGCGGUUGUUGCCCAUUGCUGCUCCCCCACCGCCCCUGAAACUUAGUCAGUUUUCUUCUCUUCCUGCUUUGACAUUCUAGGACUUAUAGAUAACUUAAAACUUUUGUGAGGAAGAUUAAUAUGGCCAAUAAAACCUUUAACGUUAAGUGUCAAGAAACUAUCUUCCCUUCUUAAGAACUGUCUAAUGUGUGAAAUACAUUUGAAAGGAAAUUUUUGGAAGAUUUUUUAUGUUCAUUUAUUAAACUAACCACAGGUGAUUUCUUAAUGGACUGAAAUCAGGGUAUCGAUUAGAUUUCCCAAAGGCUUUUCCGACCCAGGGGUUAGGGAUCAGCUGCCACCACCGGCGCGGCCUUUCGCGGCGGUGUGUCCAGAAGGGAGCUUGCCUGUAGCGGUCUUCUUUCUGGCGGGCUUGGCUGAUGUGUGUCCCUGUGAACCGUGCUGCCUUGCUGUGGCGGAGGUGUUCCUGCUUUGCUUUAUUGUGUUAUUUUACAGCUGAAAUGUGAGCACUGGAUGUUUGCCUUCAGCUUUUUCUGUGUGGACGCUGACCUGUAACCCCAUCGGCUGCUUUACUGUGACUCUGGAACUGCUGUUUCAUUUUAAUAGGAAAUGAGUAGCUUGUUCUUUGGUUUUGUAGGUUUAUUCAUGAGGUGCUCUUACUUCUGUAUUCCCCUAGAGACAAAUGGGAUGGGGGGGAUUGCCAGGAAUGAGACUUAAAAGCACAAAUUUGUAGUUUGUAGACCCUUAUAGAAAAGAAAGGGUUAAACCAUACAACAAAAGGAAGAGAAUAUGCUCUUGGUUAUUUGUACCAUGAUGAACCCUAUGGAUCUAAAACCUAAACUUAUUAAAUCAUAGGAGUUUUAUUACACAGGAGCCAUGUGAACUAACCAGGAAACAUGCAAUAAGGAAAUGGAAGAGAAAAUUAUGUGUGUAAAUGUUGCCUUUAACUUUUAGACAGCAGUGUAUUCUGCAUUUGAUAUUGAAAUUUCCAUUUACUUUCUAAAAAGUAAGAUAUUCAGUGUGUCCAUUUGGAAGGGAGCCAUGGGCAUACACACGAAUACGCACGUCACUUCCCCAUAGCUGUCAGGUAACUCACACUAGCGUUCUUGAAGACUCUGGUCAUAUGAACUAGAGGUAAAGUUUAAUGUUCUAAAUGUCCACUUUCAUUCAUUCCUCAUGAAUCACUUAAUGCUGGAACCAGAUGAUCUUGUUUAAAGGCUCAGGGUCCGUGCCUGAGGGCUCACACUCGUAUAUUCUGAUCUUCAGUACAUGCCGUCUCUGACUUUAAAAAAAAGUCAAAAUCAGUGUAGAUAGUACAGCUGCUUUUAUUUAAAAAGGAAAAAAGCUUUAACUUUUAGAUGUAAAGGAGGCGGGGAAUCCAUGUAGCGAUGUGUCACUCUUAAGCACCUGAGGUCAGGUAGUCGCGCCAGAGUCUCAGGACGCUUGCGCUGCGGCUCGCAUCUUUCUGGCUCCAUUGGGAGGAUUCGGCCCAGCGUGCGACUUCGUCCGUCCCGCCACUCGCAGAGGGAGGCGCUCGCUCUGUGGGGCUGGGGUGGCGUCGACCGGGUGUGGUGUGAGGUUGGGGGGAGGGGCGGUCACCUUGCUCUUCCUUUUUACAACUGGGAGUAUUCAUGAGGAGUUUAGUCAACAGGUGGUGGAUGCUGUUAAGGUAACCCUGGCCCUGCCCUGUUGACCUUAGGGUUAUCCAGCUGCUAACGGGCUGAGGAAAUAAGGGGGACAAACCUCAGCACGUCACAGCUUAGCCGCGCGUGCUCCUGGGUCCCGCCAGAAAGUAAGGCGCUCAGACCUCUUUGGGGACUCUUCGUGCAUCCUUCUGCUUGCUUUUGCAUGCGAUGUGGAAUGUUCACCAAAAAUGGCAUGAAAGUCAUGAUUGGAUUAACUCUUCACACCCCCAUCCACCCCCCACCCCUGGGUAAAGAUAGUUUGUCUUGUUAAAUUACUGGAUAUGUGUGGCUUUCUUUUUCCUAACAUUCCCAGCAAGUUCUUGCUAAGACUGUACUGUUAAAGUGAAGAUUACGGGGGGAAAUGUGUCCACCGUAAGUCAAAAUGUGAUAUUUUCUUAAAAUCACUCUUACACUUUAGGAACUUGCCAGUCUCCACUUUAAUUAUGUAUUAGCGUAGAAGAGCCUAAUAAGCGUAUGUGGAUUUCACUGUAAACUCUUAAGUCCGUGUAUUGUUACUGGGGGAGGGGCUCCUUGGCCCCUGGAGGGCUUGCCUUUUCAUCCCCACUGUGUAACACCUCAGUUCUGCCCUGUGGGUUUAGAUUUAUUUUUAACAAAUUAUUAGAAAUUAGGCUUUAAAAUGUUUAACGUGGACUAAAAUUGUUGUCUUUAGUUUGAGAAUCUAUAAAGAGUGUGUCAUAAAUGUGGCCUAAAGGGUGUAUAUAUCUUUAAUUCUAAAUCAGAUUGUGUUAUCUCUUGACAAACACUGAGUAUCCCAGUGGCCUUUUUGUUUUUAAACCGCUGUUCAUUCAUCUCCUCCUUCUGAGCAUUCCCAUUAAGCAAAAAAUUGAAUGUUAUGUUGUCUUCAUUGUUAGAAUCACAGGCUAAAAAUGCGUGUCGUUUUUAAAGUUUAGGUUGUGUUUUCCAUGGAAGGACAGGUCUGUUUAUGGACUGAUUUUCCUUAAAAGGAUUGUUUUACAGUUUCAAUUCUAAAUUGUAUUUUUGAUGUGCUGCAUGCCAAAAAAUAUCUACCUGUUCUGGGGUAGAGCAAAAAAAACGAAUAUUCUACCUUACUGUUAGAGCUCAGAACAAGUUUUCACUGAGACAGCUUUUUUGGUUUCGUUUUAAGGGUAAACAAGUUGCUUGUUUUGAGCAUUUGUCAGAUACUCUUAUAUUUCAGAACAAUCCAAAUGUCAGCGCAGUGCAUUUGAAGGCUUUGCAGAUUUCCAGGCGAAAUGGCUUACUCCCAAACCCCUAGGAUUCAUUCUCAUUCUGGAAGUGAGGACUUUUGAGUAGAAACUGAUUUGUCCAGUAGGUGACCGUGAGGAACCUGUCAGAACUUUUCUUCCCACUGGGUGUUCUGAGCACAAGGCCUCUUGUGUGUCGGUGGCCAGUGGCAAUGACGGUCCAGGCUGAGGGCGCUCCGUUUGAUGCAGACACAGCUGUGGCGGAGGCAGGAAACUUCUCAGCAAUCAAAUGGAUAAAUUGUUUGCUUUCUAUUUUAAAUCGGAAAUCGUUUUCUAAAACUAAAAUACUUGAAUCGUCGGACAAUGUAAUCUCAGUUUGUAUUAGUUUUUGAAUGAUUCCCAUUGAGGAAGUGUAUCAAUCCAUGCAAUGUGAAUAAAUGGAAAGUAAACAGAA